GACAAGACGACAACAGUGCCACGGCCUCUCUAAAUUGUUUGUCAAUAAAAAUUAAACUCCCUCCGAGAUGAUGAAUUCUCCAUGAAUAAAACUUCGCGUUGGUCUCGUCGUUCUGCACCCCACAAGCGCGAUCGAAAAAAAAUCAAGAGCAGUCGGGAGGACAGCUCACUCCUUGAUGGGAUACUUGGAUUUACCCAUAUUGACGGUAUAUACCUGCUGCAGCACGCAUACACGGAUAUAGGGGAGCGUUCGAAUACAUGGAUACAUGUACAGCUGUCAAUGGACUCGUGUGGGUACGCUGAAUGAUGCGUACCAUUUUUUCUCGAUGAUAACAAUUCAUUUUUUUAUCCAUCCGUUGUGGAUUAUAUCGACGGAUGAUCUUUGAACUGGAGGGGAUAUUAACUCCGAUGGAAUCGCUGGAGUUCAGUGAAAGUUCUGAUGUAAACAUUGAAUUCAGGGUGUGAGGAAGCUUGAUACUGUUUUGGUUUCACCCCAUUAAAAUUAUCCUGCCAUCACAAUGACGAUCGUAAAACAACUGGAACCCCUCAACAGCCCUAUCCCUUCAACCUGGAAGAACGAAUCCUCCAAACAGUGUAAGCUGUUAAGUUGAUGCACAGAUCAGAUCAACUAGAACACCACUUCGAACAAGUUAACUACUAUAAUUAAAUUUGGCUCUUCCUGAAGAGUAUCCAAGAAUAUUGAAGAAUAACCCAGUCCAUUAAUGAAUAAAAUAUACGACAGUGUUGAUGAAGCUAAAAGAACUUAUGUGGAGGCGGCAAACUCUCAUCUGAGUAGUCUCAGUGUUGUAAAACUGACUCUGAUGAACAAUGAACCAUUCGGGAAGCGGCAAACGUCAGGCGAAGGUUUUGGAAGAUAAUUAUUGGGACUGUAGUGUCUGCACGUAUAGAAAUACAGCAGAAGCAUUCAAGUGCCUCAUGUGUGACGUGCGUAAAGGUACCUCAACGCGGAAACCCCGCAUUAAUCCGCAACUGGUGGCUCAACAGGCGGCUCAACAGCAGUAUGUGCCACCGUUGAAGCCAGGAAAAAAGGAAGGCGGAAGUGGAAGUAGUACAGCGAGCUCUGUCAAUAGUAAUAAGGAACGUAAACUGGAUAAACCAAGGCGAAAAAAUCGCCAUCCACCCAGAUUGAAAAAUGUCGAUCGCAGUACAGCUCAAACUAACGAAGUUACUGUCAAUAAUGUGACUGUAGUUAUAACUGAAUAUAAGCCUAAAGUGAAAAAAAAUUCGGAUCAAUCGGGUUUGUCUAGCAGUGCAUCGUCUGAGAAUGGUAGUCAACAUGAUUCGAAUCAAGACUCACGGAGUCUUGACAUAGGAACCGAUGUUUAGCUUAUUUUUACUUCAGUAGCGAAGCGGUAAAACGGUUCAAGUAGGGAAGAAUGGGGGCAAAAUGAAACAGCAAGCAAAAAAAA
This is a messenger RNA of Diachasma alloeum, 1429 nucleotides long. It is a transcript of the gene RYBP, whose product is annotated as RING1 and YY1-binding protein. Gene Ontology annotation, biological process: positive regulation of DNA-templated transcription. The transcript is spliced from 3 exons. NCBI's taxonomy places the organism in Eukaryota, Metazoa, Arthropoda, Insecta, Hymenoptera, Braconidae. Bases 828 to 1346 code for a protein of 172 amino acids. The record is from RefSeq and is a predicted model, not a curated record. Gene Ontology annotation, molecular function: DNA binding; transcription coregulator activity. Gene Ontology annotation, cellular component: nucleus.